UACCACGAUAUGGGGAGUGUCCCUAUUGUGGAUGAGUUUUACUUCCUUGCUUAAGUUUAUUUCCUUCCUCAGUUUGGAUAUAUCUCUACUUACUAAUUAGGAUAGACUUCCUAUUUUAUCUUGCUUGUGGCACAAGGACUUAGUUUCCUAGUUUGAUUGUACAACUUUGGGUGUUAAUAAAUAUUGAUGGUAGGGGGGACUAGGAAAUACAAUCGGCUGCUCCCCUCUUGCAGUCUCUCUUCUCUUCUUCUCUCUCAAUCUCUUUCUCUCUUCUUUUACUCUCUCAAGUUACUGGUUAUAGAUCUUGGGUUUGUUACAUAGUAUCAGAGUUUUAACCAGUAGCAGUUUUGAGAGUCGUUCCAAGGUCUUUUGCAUCUGAUGAAACCCUAGUUCUUAUAAAAAAAGAACUAGGGUUUCCAUGAAGAUUAUUUGUAUAAAUAACCUAUCUACUGCUAAUGCUACUGCUACUGAUCCCCAUGGUUGCUGAUUUCUGCUAUCGUUUCUGUUCCAAGCCUCCAUCUGCUGCUGCGAUUUUAUUAUUAGUUGCUGGAAUAUUGAUAUCGAUUUGCUGCUCUUAUGCCUUCUCUCUUGCAGGCUGUUGUGCUGAUCCCAAAUCUGAGUUGUACGCUGCUGAAUAUAUUUGCUGCUGGGAUUUUCCACUUCUUCCAAUCGAUUUCUACUUGAUGUGGUUUCGAUUGCUGCUUGCCUACCUUCCGUAAUUGAUUUUCUGCAGUAAUUGCUGCUAUCGAUUUGGUUCUUCAUCUCCCACCAGUCUCUGCUCUCAAUGUGAUGUAUAGCAGCUUAAAUUCUCCGCAACAAUUGACUGGUUGGAAAUCAAGUGGAGGUGAUCCUUGUGGUCAGUCUUGGAAAGGAAUCAAGUGCUCCGGCUCAUCUGUGACAGAAAUAAAGCUAUCUGGUCUUGGAUUAACUGGAUCUAUGGGCUACCAGCUGUCAAGCUUGACAUCCGUAACCUACUUUGAUUUAAGUAAGAACAACCUCAAGGGUAAUGUACCAUAUCAGCUUCCACCCAAUGCUGUUCACAUAAACCUUGCUGGAAAUGGCUUUACUGGCAGUGUGCCUUAUUCUACUUCUCAAAUGGCGGAUCUUAAAGAACUAAAUCUUGGUCACAAUCAGCUCAAUGGCCAGUUAAGUGAUAUGUUUGGCAAACUCUCUAAGCUCACUCAGCUGGAUCUCUCAUACAAUAGCCUGUCUGGAAACCUACCUCAGAGUAUUGGAAAGCUCUCCAGUCUCACUACAUUGUAUUUGCAGAACAAUCAGUUCACUGGUCCAAUAACUGUCCUUGCAGGACUUCCCCUUGAUGACCUGAAUGUUGCAAAUAACCAGUUUCGUGGCUGGAUCCCUAAUGAAUUGAAGGAUAUAAACAGUAUUGAAACUGGAGGAAACUCUUGGUCUUCGGGGUCUGCUCCUCCACCUCCGCCAGGUACACCUGCAAUUCCCAUCCGUCAUAAACAUUCAUCCGAAGGUGGAAAGAAGUCAGGUUUGAGUGGAUUAGCUAUUGGAGGGAUAGUGAUGGGCGUAUUGGUGGCAGUUGUUAUUCUGAUCGCUUUAUUUUCACGGAAAUCUUCUUCAUCUUCACAUUAUCUCGAUGAUGAGAAGCUUAGCCAGCGGAGAUCGUUUACCCCCUUGGUAUCGCAGGAAUUAUCUUACUCAAGGCGCUAUCCCCCUGAUCCCAAGAGCUUCAAAGAACUCAGGUCCCUGGAUUCAUCUUCUUCAAUAGAUGUGAAGUCUUUACAAACAUCUCCUUCAAUUCAUCUGAAGCCACCAGGCCCACCACCUUCAGAUUGGAUGGAAUCAUAUAAUGAAACCGAAUCCACAAGCAGACUUGGCAGAAGAAGCACAUCUGUUCGCACUACAACAGCUUUUACCUUGGCAGAUCUGCAGGCUGCAACCGGUAGCUUUGCUGCAGGCCGCCUUCUGGGUGAAGGAAACAUAGGACGCGUUUAUAGGGCAAAAUAUGCAGAUGGGAAGGUACAUGUUCUCUCCGGUGUUUCCUAUUGAAUUUAUUAAGUUGAC
Messenger RNA from Macadamia integrifolia, 2034 nucleotides. RefSeq names its product protein STRUBBELIG-RECEPTOR FAMILY 5-like. Gene Ontology annotation, molecular function: protein binding. The record is from RefSeq and is a predicted model, not a curated record. The coding region runs from base 790 to 2019 and encodes 409 amino acids. NCBI's taxonomy places the organism in Eukaryota, Viridiplantae, Streptophyta, Magnoliopsida, Proteales, Proteaceae. The transcript has 11 exons. Gene Ontology annotation, cellular component: plasma membrane.